Molecule: messenger RNA, 2357 nt
Organism: Patiria miniata (bat star)
Lineage: Eukaryota; Metazoa; Echinodermata; Asteroidea; Valvatida; Asterinidae
Exons: 6
Coding region: 139-1392 (417 amino acids)
Source: RefSeq, a predicted model, not a curated record
UGAUUCAAUAGGUGAAUGGGUGAACAGGGGUACCUACGGAGUUUACAUGACCUUUAGUUUCCAGGCAAGGCAAACCGACUUGGCAUCAAAUUUCACGCAAUCACUCGUGGGUCUCAUGAAAAGAAUGCCUAUAAAAGAAUGUACUACCGCAUGCAGCCGCCUCUGGCAAUUGAUCAGUCUAUUCAUAUGUGGGUUGACUUGGUUGUUUUGCGCCAUUUUUACUACCCGACAUUUUACAGCCUUUACAGGCAACGUGCGCGGUUCACAUUUGUUUACAUCUGCAGUGAAAAAAAACCCCGACUCCAACGAAGAAAAAUCUCUACUUUGUACAAAAUGAAUCGCCAAAGACAUAUGUCUCGACGGAGACUUUUUCGACUUGCUGAACUGGUUGCAGAAUUGGAGGAUUCAUACGAAGAUCAGGGACAGCCUGGCCCGUCUACUAUGUGCACAAAUCCGACACUACGGGACACGUUGGAUAGUAGUAGUACUAGUGUGGACACUGGCCGGGAUUCUUCGGACGCGGAGUCUGCGAUCUCAGAACGCAUAGGCACGUCAGGGGAAACGUCUGCGAACAAUUCAGAGCUUUCUGAAGAAACCGAUUCGAAAAUAACUCUGAGGAAGCUUUAUCUGCAAAAUAAACAACUGGAGGCCCAGCUGCAGAAACAGAGCAAGGAACUGCAGGCGAUGGGGAGACGUCUUGAGACUUCUGGAGUGAAAUCUAAGGGAAGACGUGUCAUUGCGCCUCUUCAAUGCUCGCAUGCCGUCCGUGAAGUCUAUGGCGAGCUCUUCAAGGACGGAGAUGAUGGAUUCAAUUUUUACGAUAUGAAAAGCAGUGCAGAAAACGAAGGGGUGAUUUCUCAAUUUAUCCACAAAGUCCAGUCUACGCAUGGGCGAGAGAGAUGGACCACGGAGCAAAUCAAAAAAGCCUGUAAGACGUACUUCACCUCCCUAAAAGACAAACAGAGGCGACAAGAGCAGGGGACAUACAAACAACACACGGACGAUGCACGCAAACGGAGUCGCAAGUAUCGGAAACUACAAAGACGCCAAAGCAGCCUCCGGGCGAUAGAUCUGCCGGAUGCUAAGAGGAAGGAGGCUGAGGAGGUGUUAACCCUCGCGUACAUGUCCUCAGAGGAGAGCAUGACCGAGGAGGAGGAGGAGGAGGAUGGGGGAGGGGACCAGAGACGGAAGGUCAGGAGGCUCCGCAAACUGCCGUGGGAGAGGUAUCGCCUGACUGCAUUGAAGAAUAAGCUGGAUACUCAUUUUGUGAGGACCGCUUCCACGUUAGUUUCGCGGAUGCUGCCUGAGUUUGUCUCCGGGUUGCCUUCGACAAGACCCCCUCCUGCAGACGCACCGUCAUGGGCAAUCAGACCAGCAAGCUCCAACUCUUAAAGUACCGUAUAAUCCCCGUUUCGAAUUGCAGUCUCCAUGCUUCACCCUAGUCUGGUUUUCCUGACUAGACGGUCCUGACUUCUCGAAAUAGAUCAUGUAGCUCAGGUAACUGUCACAUUCAGGAUGCAACCAAGUAAAUAGGCCAAAAAUCCGCCCGCCCAGCUCGUGAAUAAUUGUUAUACAUUGAAAUUAUUCCUAUAUUAGGGAGUUCUAAGAGCCAUGGAAUUGGGGGAUCGAAGACAUUAUGGUACUGCACCUCUGACCUGGACUUUGGGCUUCCAAAUCUGAGCAUUCUGGAUGCAAUUAGGUCCUUAGUGGCGCUAUUGUCGAAAUGGCUACUUUUCCAAUUUGGGAAUGUUCGUUUUAAGGGUGGUCUACUUUGGAUGAGAAUUUCUCCAACAGUUCAUUGGUCAACCCACCAACAAUUGAAUGGAGAAAUGAAAUUUAUGUUGAUCCACAUUAAUUGUUUUUUUUCCCGGUGUAGCCUGAACUACUGUGAGAGUUCUUACUAUUUUUUGAAGAACCUUAAAAUAAGGGGAUUUAUCACGCAUAAGAGAAGUUAUUUACUUGGUUGCACCCUUCAUAGCGUAGCAAAGCCCUUCCCUUGCAUAAGGCACUUAAGGCACGUCUUCAGUGGACAUUAUGAUCGAGAUAGGCUUACCUGGUGUUGUACAUCUGAAACGCAAGCCUUGAAUUAUUGAUGAAUUUCAAAGUAAGUAGAAACCAUUUAACACCCGGAAAUACCUGAGUUAUCGCGAACCUAAUUAUCAGGUUAACUAAGUGAAUUCGGUAAGCUACGGACAUUUUCGGCAGGACACGUGCCGUGGCGACCAUUGUAGGAAUAGUCAGAAUCUUUUGGUCUGAAAACCAGACUAGCUGUACCCCACUCGUUCUGACUAUUUAGCUGGUGUUUUUUUUACUACUAUCAUCGUAAUAUAAUUCAUAUUGGGCGAUGCAUUUCUUUU